UCUUUUCUUUUCUCAGAAACAGUCCCGAACACAUCGGUAUCAAUAAAAACUGCAGCUUGGUCGGUGUCCUGCUCAUUUCUGAUUGGCUGACUGAUGAGAAGCACACGGCUGAAGUUUGGACAGCAGCUCUGAAGAUGAAAAACUCAAAGAGUUUUCAGUUGGAUGAUUUUAUCGCAGGAUGGAUUGGCGGAGCGUCCAGUGUGGUCGUGGGCCAUCCGCUUGACACAGUGAAGACGCGGCUUCAGGCGGGAAAAGGCUACAGAAACACUCUACACUGCAUCCUCACCAUCUACAGGAAGGAAACGGUCUCCGGUUUCUUUAAAGGCAUGUCUUUCCCGUUGGCCACCAUCACCGUCUACAACUCAGUGGUGUUUGGCUUCUUCAGUAACACACAGAGACUUAUUAGCAAGUAUCGCUAUGGUGACGGGCGGCAUCCCUGUGGCAUGGUGGACCUGACUGUGGCCAGUAUGCUGACUGGACUGGUGUCAGUGGGUCUGGGAGCUCCGGUUGAUCUGGUCAAGAUCAGACUGCAAAUGCAGACGCAGAUGGUUGUAACAGAGAACCUGCAGCUUGCAGGCAACGUAUCGAAUGGCACCAGUAUCCCUCUGCGCUCCAUUGACAUGAACAGCCAGAGACUCUACCGAGGCCCCAUCCACUGCAUCAGCAGCAUCCUGCAGAGUGAGGGCCUGCAGGGCCUGUACAGAGGGGGCGGGGCCAUGCUUCUGAGGGACGUUCCUGGAUACGUGCUCUACUUCAUCCCCUACUCCAUCUUCUGUGAUCUGCUGAAGCCAGAUGCCACGUCAAGCCCGCAUCCUGGUUCCAUCUGGCUGGCUGGAGGACUGGCAGGGUCCAUUUCCUGGGUCACGGCCACGCCAGCUGAUGUAGUGAAGAGUCGAAUGCAGGCCGACGCUCAGCUGCAGAGGAAGUACAGAGGAAUCUUACACUGUAUCAUCCACAGCUACAGGACGGAGGGAGCACAGAUUUUCUUCCGUGGAGCGUCCGUCAACGCCAUCCGAGGCUUCCCAAUGAGCGCCACCAUGUUCCUGACCUACGAACUGUCCCUGCAGUUCUUCAGGAGUUUCUAGGACAGAGGAAACGCGUUGGGUGUAAAAGGAAUCGCACUCGGUUUUUUGGCUAAUGAGCAGUUCGUUUGAGACAAGAGGUUUUAGAAGCCGCGAGUCAGAACAUUUUGCUGUCAGGUGAUGAAAUACUUGAGCUUCUACUGACUUUCGUGCCUUACAAAGAGUGGUCAUUGAUUAUUAGGCAACUUUAUUCAUUACAACUAAACUCAAUGUGCUUUACAUAAAAAAAUCCAAUGAAAAUUAGGUAUAUGAAUACAGACCCUUAAUACCCCCCCCCCCCCCCCCCCCCCCCCCACACACACACACACACACACACACAAUGUUUAAAGGUCUGAGAAACACUGACCUAACAUUAGUUGUGUGUUUAUAACAUUGAUAUCAUUGGUCUGUUAGAUCAAUGCUUUAAACUAGUGCCUCAGUUUUUGGGAGUUUUUUUUUUUUGUUAAAUCAGAGUCAGGACACGAGAGUCAUCCAUGAGUUUCAGUGAGUGUAAAUACCUUCACUGCUCGCCUGUGUGCAACUAGUGUGCAAUAAAGUGUGGCGUCGGCUCAGAGGGAACUCAUUCAGCGGCCCCUUAUGGCAACAGCACAGUGAUUCUGUCUCCCAACAGUCUGUCACAGGUUACAGCCUGAUGAUCAAUGGUUUAUAUUUAUUGAUCCAGGGGACAUUUUUUAAAAUGUGAUUUAGUUGAACUAUUAAUAUUGUAACAGAACCUGAAUCUGACUCUGAGUCACUGUUGUUGUUCACAAACUAAAGAAAUGAUAUCAUCACCUUUCUUUAGUUUUUACUGAAUAUUUUAAGCAAACUGUGAAACCACGUCACUGAUUCUGUUCUGAAAUUGAUAAUUCAAUCAUUUUUUACUAAUUUCUCAAUUCGUCAAGAACAUCGUCAAAUAUUCUGACAUUAUUUCAGGCCCAUGUUGCCCUAUGUUUCACCACAGCUUUGCACAUGGUGCAUUCAGCAGUUCAGCCCUGUGUUAGUGCAGAACGUCAGGAAAUUAGCAUGCACAGAUUUUAGCAGUAAUUAUUUUGAGACGUUGGUGUUGCACACGUCGGCAUCUUACUUAUACUUAUAUAUUAUAUAUACUUAUAUGCUUCAGCUGCCAAUAUCUAGUUUAACAGAGGAAUUUAAAUGUACCAAGGUCAGGACAGAGCUCUUGUUAUCUGGGAGUAAUGACGUGGUAGUUAGGGGUGUGGUUCCAAAUCCAACCAAGGGGAGGAAGUGGAACCCAAGAUCGACAGUUCAGGAGGCAGAGGCAGCUCUUAGGCAUGCAGAGAUUGUAGGUAAUGUUCAGUUUGGCCGGGGAGGCCUGGGGCUUGGCUUAAACCGGUAUGGAAUAAAGCAGGUCUCAGAGAUAAAAGAAAGCUGGUUGUAGAACAGAUACGUAGACAGGAGGAGAUAUUAAGGGGUGCAAAGGUAGUGGCCCAGGCUAAACAGGGACAGUGGUUGAAUUGGGAAAGUGUAGAGAAGAGGAAGCUUAGUUGGAGGGACCUGUGGAGUAUGGAGGAGAAUCGUAUUAGAUUCCUGGUAGGGGCUACAUACGAUGUGUUACCAACCCCCCAGAACCUAAAACUGUGGGUAAAGUUAGCUUGUGACAAGGCCGAUAUACAUGGCGACAUGACCAGGUGUUGAAAUGUUUAGCUGCAGGCAUCGAAGGGAAAUGAAGACAGGUGAAUUCAGAAGGUGUUAAGGAUAGGAGUUUAGUAAUUCAGUUUGUCUGCGAGGGAGAGAAAUACAGAAGGGAUAAGUUAGUGAGGAGGCAGGGGUGUGGCCGUCUAGAAGGUGCUUGUGAUUGGGAAAUGCAAGUAGAUUUAGGGGGAAAGCUUGUUGUUCCCCAGGAAAUAGUUUGUACCAGGCAGAGGCCUGACUUAGUGUUGUGGUCAGUGAGUCAACGGAUAGUUUAUUUCAUUGAGCUGACAGUUCCUUGGGAAGACUCAGUGGAAGAAGCCUAUGAAAGAAAAAAGCUUACAUAUGCAGACUUAGGAGCAGAAGCUGAGCAGCGAGGAUGGAAGACUAGGAUUUGUCCAGUGGAAGUGGGGUGUAGGGGAUUCAUAGCAAGAUCAGCUGUCUCGCUCCUGGGGGAACUAAAGAUCUAGUCUAGUCAGUCGAUUUGGAUGAGGAGAAAUAAUGUCAGUUGGGGGCCAGCAGGGGGAACUACUAAGCAGGGUACAUAACUCCUUGAGAUCAGGUGGAGAGAUCCACUUCCUUUCAGGAGAAAAUCCAGGAAGAGGAAGGUUAUUUAAGUGUGGUAGUGGUCUAUUUGAAUCCCUUUUGUUUGAGACCAUGCUGCAAGGUGAGUGUGCUUGCUGAUCCUGAGAGUUUAUUUAUCUCCUUUAACUUUAGCUUAUAUUGUAGUUAUGCUAUGUAGCGUGUGAAAGAGAGUAUGGUGACUGUGCUAGGAAAGGUAGUAUCAGCCCUGCUUCUACCUGGAGCUCGCAUGUACGGAGCCUGGGUUUCUUUGAAGGUGGCAGUGCUGUUUGGGCUGAGAAAGCCAUGUGUAAGUAAGGUAUAGGAGGUUACUGGGUUGGUGCAGGGAGCAGUGAGACCUAGCAUUACGGGAGUGUCUCUGGGACGCCAGAUCACCACCCAAUGACCCCAAAGACAUGUUAGUUAUCACUGCUGACUGGUCUGUAUAGUUAGGCCUUGCCAUAAUAGCUUAUCAUGGGGCUUAGGAGGUUAUUCACUAGGUGCUGAUCCUUUCUCUAGAGCACAAACUUCUUGUGUUUAUUUGAACUUUCUAAAGCAAAUUUACCAAAGAACUCUGUGUGUUCCUCUGAACAUACUGAAGUUAUGUUUUCUGUUUGGGAUCAGUCCGACCUGAAACUGGUUUUUAUUUUUCAGAAUUUUUAAUACUUACAGUGGAACUGUGUUCGCACACCUGUGGACCAUCAGUAUCACACAAUAACAUUAUCACUACGUCAUUACACAGAUUUAAACAGUGGACAGUGAUGUAGUGAUUUUUAGGUUGAAAGCUCUAAAGAAAGAGAGAAAGAGCUGAUUUUUAUUUAAUCAUCAUUUAACAUCAUAUCAGUAACUAUAUUUAAACAUGUAAUAGUGACUUUUGACACGUUUAAAUCAAUAUUUGAUAAGUCAAUUCAAAACCAUGUCAUUAAUCUCUGUAAGGACAAUUUCUGUUUAAGUUACAACUUUAUUUAACCUCUACGUUUGAAGCAAACUCAGCUUCCUUUUAACCCAAAAUGUCAUAUGACCUGCAAAUCAACAAAUCAGUGGUUGUCGUCAUCACAUGUACUUUACAGUGUUAUUCAUUAAAAAACAAGGGAGCUGUACACGAUAAAAUAAGACAUGAAAAUAGGGCUGAAUGCUUUUAUAAUGGAUGUGGCAUUUUCAACACAAUGUCGUGUUUUUUAGCAGGUCAGUCUCAGUGAGCGUUUAGUGUUUUUUUUUUAUAUAAUUUUCUAUUAGUUGGCACAGUUAAAAUUUGCUAUUUUAAUAUUUUCACAUUUGUAAUGAGAACAUUAAAUGUCAGUUGUAAAUUAUUAUUUAACUUUUGAAUGAAAUUCAGAAAUAGAUGUUUGCUCUUUAAAUUUUAUUGAAAAUGACACAUCCAUUCAUAACAUGAAUUGCCUUUCAGUGCACACAGACUGCGUGUGCGUCCCCUGUUUCCACCUGCACAUACUAUGUUUGUGUCUUUCUUAUAGUAGGAAGAGCAAGUUCACAAGUUAAUUAUAACUUCACAUUAUUAUCAAGCUUAUUCAUAUAAUACAGUUAAAAUGUAUUAAUUCAGACACAUAGAAGCUAAUGUUCCUAAUGCUAACUGUCCUGUUAUUGUUGUAUGAAGUCUGCAGCGUUAACGUAGAAUCAUGAAUGUCAACAGUUUAAACACAUUUAUAGCCAAUGAUGCAUGAAGUUUCAUUUUAAAAUGAGAUUUACUUGAAACUGAUGAAAUAAUUACUUAAAUGAAUAAAAACAUGUGAAGUCAUGUUGAGAUUUUCUCUCUCACGAAAUCAUGACAUUCAAGACAAAAUCAUUAAAUUAUAAAUCAACUCUUCAUCCAUAAAUUGGAUAUUUCUGAUUUUAGAGUCAACAUCUUCAAAGAAAUGUCUUUGCUGUGUGCGAGCCAUAUUUUAAAUAGUUUUCGUGUUGUGUAAAUACGUUGUAAAUAUGUAAACUACCAUUCCAGAUGGUGUUUUAUUGUAAAUAAAUAAAGUUUUUAAACAUG
Messenger RNA from Epinephelus moara (kelp grouper), 5262 nucleotides. RefSeq names its product solute carrier family 25 member 48 (gene slc25a48). The record is from RefSeq and is a predicted model, not a curated record. Gene Ontology annotation, cellular component: mitochondrion. Gene Ontology annotation, molecular function: transmembrane transporter activity. Gene Ontology annotation, biological process: transmembrane transport. The transcript is spliced from 7 exons. Bases 135 to 1085 code for a protein of 316 amino acids. Lineage: Eukaryota; Metazoa; Chordata; Actinopteri; Perciformes; Serranidae.